Paramuricea clavata is the source of this 172-nucleotide messenger RNA. NCBI's taxonomy places the organism in Eukaryota, Metazoa, Cnidaria, Anthozoa, Malacalcyonacea, Plexauridae. The record is from the annotation of a GenBank genome assembly.
GCUCAAUUUUAGGACCAUUGCUGUUCCUGUUGUACACCAACGACUUACCCGAGUGUCUUAAUAACACAAGACCUCGACUAUUCGCUGAUGACACAAAUCUUACAGCCUCUGGUAACUCCACAGCUGAUGUUGAGCUUGCAGUAAACUCUGAUCUAGACAACCUAAGAAACUG